Molecule: messenger RNA, 1047 nt
Organism: Spathaspora passalidarum NRRL Y-27907
Lineage: Eukaryota; Fungi; Ascomycota; Pichiomycetes; Serinales; Debaryomycetaceae
Exons: 2
Coding region: 1-1047 (348 amino acids)
Source: RefSeq, a predicted model, not a curated record
AUGACAGCAUCAGAAUUGAUAGGAACAAACGUGUCUAUACCAGGUUCUCCUCCAGGAUAUGGAACUGUCAGAUAUAUCGGAGAAAUCCAGGGCAAAUCUGGGGUUUUCGUUGGAAUAGAACUCCAUGGCAACUUAGCAUCAACGCGAGGUAAAAAUUCAGGGUUCGUGAAUGGGAUCGAAUACUUCCAUGUCAAGAUUCCCGGAAGUGGAUUGUUUUUGCCAUACGAUAGAUUACGCACGGCCAACCCAGGAAUACCUGAACGUUCCAGUGUCAACAUUUCCAGAAUGUCGAAUCGGAGCAGUAUCGGCGGGUUUGUCCUAGAAAGAAGACAACUUACACCUGAACUUGGGAGUAGCACCCCUGAACCAAGGAGGAGAGACACAAACGACGACACGAUUGCUAAAUUGGAGUCUGAAAUUUCCAGCUUAAAACGAAUAAUUCAAGACAAGGACAAAAGAUUGGACCAAUUUGCAGUGCAACGACAGGAAUGGAGGGCUGCCAUGGAUGAAUUGGUUUCAGUUCAACAAGACGGUAUUGAGGUGUUUGAAGUCAAGAUUCAUGAAUUAGAAGUUGAGUGUAACUCUUAUAAACAGGAAAUUGAACGAUUGAACAGUGAAUUGGCCCUCUCUGGAUUACCCAACAAUUCAAGCAAAGAACUUGCCCAAGCCAAGGAGAAAAUUGUCCAACUUGAACAAGAUAUUGAGAAUUUAUUACUGAAACAAGUCAGUAAUGUGGAUAUAAACAACUCUGGUUUACAAAAACAAAUAGACAGUUUGAAAAGCGAACUUGAAUCAAGACCUAAAAUGGAUAAUCUUUUAAACUUGCAAAAAGAAUUGGAUGAAUUGGAUUCAAUGUAUCAUGAACAAUUACAAUCUAAAGAUCAACAGAUUAAACAAUUGGAACAAGAAGUUGAAAAGUUAAAGCGUAGCCAUGGAAGUGCCAGCAGCGAACCAUUUGCCAUGUCUACUAGCACUAGCGACGAGCUACCAAUUUACCAAUCGUCAACUCCAGUUGAUCCAAGUUCAGGUAAAAAUGAUUGGCCAUAG